AUGAACGUAAAUUUAAAUUUUCUUAAUUCAGUAUCUAAUUAUAGGAUUAAGACAUUUUUACCAGACCUUAUUGUUAAGAUUUAUCACAUAAACCAUCCUUUUUAGCUUAGAAUGCAAUAUAAAAAUUACUGUCAGUUUUAUAAUGAAUCUUCAAUACAUGUUUAAAUAUAGUGUAAUAAUUUAAUCACAAAAAUAUUUUCUGUCCUUUAGUAAAUUUUAUUGCAAUAUACUCUUCUUGCAUUGAUUGUAUUCAAAUUUAUUAAAAUGUAUAUUCUAAACACAAUUGGAUUUAAAAACAUUUUUCAGAUCUUUUCAAAAAUGAAUUUUUUUUUACUCUCAAUAUUGAAGAAAAAUUUAAGGAUCAUCUUGAACAAAAGAUGUUAUAAGAUCUUAGACUAAAUUCAAAUCUAAAUUAAAUUGAUUAAAACAUUAAGAAUAUAUUAUUUUUUACAGAAAUUAUUUUCUUUAUUUUAUUUUAAUUAUGUAAUUAUUGUAUUACAUUUAAGGUAUAAUGAAGCAUUCAAAUGCGGAUUCAAAUUUUAAGAAAAUUAAGAUUACCAAUAAUUCAUAGUAAAUGCAAUUUUAUCAGAUGGGAUCUUAGGCAAUAUUUUUAAUGAAUCUGAGGAUUAUUAACAAGAAUUUAAUCAAUAUAUAAUGUAGAUAUUGAAAAAUCGCAAUAACUUAGUAGAACUACUUUAAAAAGUGAAUAAUGAAUUUGAAACUAAUAAUAUUAUUACAUUGAAAAGAAUUGAAGUCUUUACUUUAAUUUUGAUGAUGUAUUUCAAUCUAAUAGACAAAUAAUUCAAGUGUGGUAAUUUCUACAUUAUAAAUAUGGAGGAGUUGAAAGUAGCUAAUGUAGAAGUCACCCAAGAAAAAUUGAGGUGUAUUACUAAUUAUAUUAAAUUGUUUUUUUCUAAUAGAGAACAAAUUGAAUUAGAAUAAAUUCAAUAUGUAAAAAAUAGCAUAAAUGAAUAAUAAUAUUUAAAUAGAUCAUCGAUUCUGAAAUCAAACUAGCCUAUAAACUUUAGAUUUACAAGAUAAAAGAAUGAAGAUCAACGUUAAUCAACAGUAGUCGAUUUUGCCAAUGAAAACAUUGGGGGUUAGGCCUUGCAUUAUAAAAGUUGUACUCAAGAAGAUAUAUUAAUGCUCUUAUAUCCUGAGGCUAUAAUUAGUAUGUUAUUUGUGCAACCAAUGAAAGCAAAUGAAGCUGUUUUAAUCCAGAAUCUUAUAAAGUAUAAUAAUUAUACGGGAUACGAAAGCACAUUCAAACAAAAGAAUUUGGAAUAGUUUAGAUGGGAGGAGAAAUAUAAUUUAUUAGCUAUCGAUGCUGAGGAGUUCUUUGAUGAUGACGAUUAAUUCAGCUAAUAAAAUAUUAAUAGGGAGCUAAUCAAAUGCUAUUGUGGAUUUGAAAUUUCUUUGAUGAGAGAACCAAAUUAUGCAAUUUCGACUGGAAAGUGGGGUUGUGGCAUAUUCAAGGGGAAUCCAUAUUUGAAGACUAUAAUAUAGUUAAUUUGCUAUGGUUAGGCAUGUGAUGCAGCAAAAGAUCGGACAAAUGAAAUAAUAUUUAAUGUUAGUAGUGAUGUUGAACUUUACAAUUUUGGCUAAGAGUUGCUGAAGAGGAAAGAGUUCGUAACAUUGAAUAGUUUGGAAGUAACCUUAAAGAGGAUUACAAAUGCCAAAUUUAAUAGUAAUGAAGAUUUGAGAAAGAGAAUAUUGAAUGAAUUAUAAAAAAAGUAAAGUUCAGUGAGAUACCCUUUGAGAAAUGCGUUAUUGGGUUGUGUCUUGAUAAGUUUCGCUGGUGUUUUAUGGAAUUGGCAGAUGUAGUUAAUGGCGAGAAGUAAUGUGUGA
Molecule: messenger RNA, 1848 nt
Organism: Paramecium tetraurelia
Lineage: Eukaryota; Ciliophora; Oligohymenophorea; Peniculida; Parameciidae
Exons: 3
Biological process (GO): carbohydrate metabolic process; nucleotide-sugar metabolic process; ATP generation from poly-ADP-D-ribose
Cellular component (GO): cytoplasm; nucleus
Molecular function (GO): poly(ADP-ribose) glycohydrolase activity
Source: RefSeq, a predicted model, not a curated record